This is a messenger RNA of Xyrauchen texanus (razorback sucker), 4312 nucleotides long. Its product is annotated as insulin-like growth factor-binding protein 1. Gene Ontology annotation, cellular component: extracellular region. The record is from RefSeq and is a predicted model, not a curated record. Gene Ontology annotation, molecular function: insulin-like growth factor II binding; insulin-like growth factor I binding. The transcript has 4 exons. NCBI's taxonomy places the organism in Eukaryota, Metazoa, Chordata, Actinopteri, Cypriniformes, Catostomidae. Gene Ontology annotation, biological process: regulation of insulin-like growth factor receptor signaling pathway. The coding region runs from base 58 to 789 and encodes 243 amino acids.
CUGACCAACACAAGGCCAAACACUCCGUUCGACACAAAAUAGUUGCUUUCUUUGGCUAUGCGAGCAUUGUGUUUGUUGGUGGUGUUCGUGAGCAUCAUCUGGCUGGCAGAGCUUUCACCUGUGGUUGGGCCAGAGCCCAUCCGGUGUGCUCCAUGCUCCCAAGAUCAUCUCGGCACCUGUCCCGCGGUGUCCUCUGACUGUCCGGAAGUGCUGAGAGAGCCCGGCUGCGGAUGCUGUUUAGCUUGUGCUCUGAAGAAAGGUGAGUCCUGUGAAGUCUACACAGCACAUUGCGGCACUGGAUUGCGCUGCUUGCCGAGGCCUGAUGACUCACGCCCGCUCCAUGCUCUGACCCGUGGACAAGCCAUCUGUACUGAAUACGACGAGACUAAAGAUGACAAAGAUAUCACACCUGACCAGGGCUCCUUGCAUUAUCUGCUGGGUCUCAACCGACCACUUGAUCCACAGUACGCAGCAGAGGCACAAGAGAGCAUCAAGGCCAAAGUGAAUUCAAUCCUAAAGAAACUGGUCCAACAGGGUCCAUGUCACUCUGAAUUGCAUGUCUCUUUGGACAUCAUUACUGAAUCACAGCAGACAUUAGGCGAGAAGUUCACAACUUUCUACCUCCCUAACUGUGACAAGCUUGGGUUCUACAAGGUCAAACAGUGUGAGACGUCUCUGAUUGGCCAGCUGCCACGCUGUUGGUGUGUGUCUUCCUGGAACGGAAAGAGAAUUCCAGGCACUGAUGAUUUAACGGGAGAUGCCCAAUGUCAUCAAGAGGUCACACACUGAAGAGUAAAGCUUUAACUGAGAAAGGACGUUACCCUUAAGUUGUAUUUGCAUUCCAUAUAUAUAUAUAUAUAUAUAUAUAUGUGUGUGUGUAUAUAUCUAUUUAUUCUUAUAUGUACAUGGGUGUUACAUGGUUUUAAUAUUUAUAAAAUAGCGUUUUCAAACUGAACAACUCUAUUGCUGAACACUGCAUAUCUUCACCUCAGCAAGAUCCAAAUCUAGGUCUUCAAAUAGUUGAAUACAGUGGCGGCUCCUGAAAAAAUUCUCAGGGGGGGCAAUUUUUCUGAUAAUGAUUAAGGUGACCCAUUCAAUGGGUACAUAUUUCCCCUCUAGCUACAUAAGUUACAGGUGGUAAGAAAUUAGCAUCCAGGAGCCAUCAUAAGCAAAAAUGACAUGGCUCCACAAUUAAUUAUUCCACUUAUUCAUUACUUACAUUAAUCCAAUGUUGUGUGAUGUAAAAUAACUAAACAGGACACAUUUUUAAAAAGAUAUGUCCAGCAACAACAAAGACGGGGGCAGCAUAUAAGUCACUACCAGAAGCAUUUAUUGACUGAUCUCAAAAGUAAUCUAAGUUAUCACAGUACAAAUAAUCAAAGGUGUUCUUUCACAUUCCUCAACACUGCAUAAACGAUCUGCAUUUCCAUAAACAAAUAAAAUAUCAGCUUAAAAUACAAGUAGACAAAUUGUUGAGAGAAGUGGAUCUUUAGAACUACAUUUUCUGGAAUGUAGGAUAUCACCAAAUUGCUACUUAAUAAAAGCAAAGUAACUUCUGCCUUCUUGUAUAGAUUUGUGAAAAUGUACAUGAACAGUGAUAGACAUUUUGCCUGAAAGCAGCAUUUGAAAAUAAUUUCUAGAAAGGUAAACGGCUAUUUGUAUGGCUUUGUAAAUAUGAACAACCAUAUUCUGGCCAUUUGUAUAGAUUUGUAAAAAUGAACAUGAACAGAUUUUCUUUAACGUUUUUUUGAAUGAAUGAAAAAUAACUAUUUAAAACAACAUCAACUGUGAACUGAUUUGGUGUGUGUGUGUUAAAGAGACAGACAGGGAGAGAGCGAGAGAGAGAGAGAGAGAGAGGCUACAUUAUUUGUACUGAAACUGUGCUGUUCUCUCUUUCAAUACAGCAAACGGUCAAUUACUUUAUCAUUGAAAUCAGGCAUGUUGAGGACGAGUUCCCUCUUCAUGGAAAACAUGGCCAGUGCAUUCAGACGUUCCUGGCCCAUUGAAUUUUGCAGGAAUGUCUUAACUCGUGUCAAAGUUGAGAAACAUCUCUCGGCUUCAGCUGUUGUCAUGGGAGUAGUUAUGAGGAUGUUCAACAGAGUCACAGUCUCAGAGACUGUCUACUGGAGGUUGUAGCUCAUGAGAACCUGGUACAGUGCACCACAGCAGCCCUUGAAUUCAGGAUUCUCAUAGAUCAGAGAGAGUUCUGUCUUGAGUUUUGCCUUGUUCAGCAUGGGUAUGCGUUCACAGUGGCAUUCAGAGCCUCAUCAGGAAAUUAAUGGCAGUACCUUUCAAACAUAUCUGCUUGCAGUAAGGUAGCACUCACAAGGUGGCCAGUGAAAGAGAACCUUGCUUUGGUGUGAUCCAGGAUGGUGUCGCAGACCUCUUCAGGCAUCCUCUUCUGUCAAAGCCGUUCUGGGACUUUUGGCUCCUGUUGCUACUUGCAGCUGCUGUUGAGAGGAGUCCCUGAAGGCAAACAGACCAAUGUGUUUGUUAGGCUAUGUACAGUACUGUAGUCUAUAUGAUGCACAGGUAUAUGCAAUUAAUCCACGUAUAGUACCAAGAUUUCAGUUCCACUUAAAAUGGGCAGGGAUGCAUAUAGUCUUUAGUGUUUAAGUUAGCCUUUGAGUCUCACCUAGCCUGGAUGUUCAGCACAGUAUAUAAAGUAAGCCAGAUUACACCACUGGCUAUAUAUAAUGAGAAUAAUGUAAUUUCUAACACAAAUGCAGUCUCCUUUCAUGCAUACAUUUUCAAAUGACAGCUCUGCUUUGAGAACGAUAGAAUAUUGUUUAAUCUUACCUUAUGGCCUGCACACUUUGUGAAGCUGUCGAUGGCAUGUUUGAUGAAGACAGCAUCGAUGUCCUUCUUCUGGAGCUUCUGAUACAGAGUAUCGUCGUGGGGCAUGAUUUUGUGAAAAAGCCACAGGAAAAAAAUUAAAUCAGAUCGGACAAGAAAAUAUUAACUUUUUUGCUGCGAGAAGUAACUUGCUGCAUUAUCAAAUUCAGCUGAUGCACAUAGCAAUGCACAUAAUGGGCAUGCUUAAAAUGCUCACGUACCUUUUGCUGCACACCAGCCUUCUCUCCACCAUCACACUGGCUCCAUCGUAAGAUGCGCAAUGAGUUUAACUUGGCAAAAAUACUGUUCAGUCUCUCCAAAAGCACACUGGCAAUUGAGGUUGAUUCUGAGAUGGGAAGAAACUCAAAAAAGUGUUCCUGUAUUUUAUGGUUGCUAUCGAUGUACCUCAGCACAAGCACCAGCUGUGUCUGUGUAGAAACGUCCGUGGUCUCAUCAGCUUGGAAUGGCUACAAAGUUCGCCGACUUCAUCUCCUCAACAAUAUGUUCCCUCACGACCGCUAGCAUACACUCCAGUAGCUCGUUUUGAAUGGUCUUUGAUGUGCCCUUGAAAACUUUAGCAUUUUUAAGAUGCCCAUCAAACACCUCAUCUAACUGUGCCACAAAGUUGACCAGUCCAAGAAAAAUACCAGGGUUGGUGGAGCCCUCAGUUUCAUCUUUGCCUCGCAAAGCACACUCAAGUGGUGCUGUCUGCCGUGCCGCCUUCAGGGUGAAAAAGGGAGGGGUAGCAGAAGACUGCAUUGGCUACGUCGCAGCCUGCUAGCCAGGUUUUUCGUUCGUACCCAUUUUUGGAAAAUCCUCGGGUGUAGGACUUUUUCCCCCUUUAGUAGAAACCUGUUGAUUGAAUACAUUUGGUCUGGGAGGUCCUAAUUGUUUUGUUAUCGUUAUCUUGAUUCGUUCGCAGACUAAAAGGAACUUCUUUCAAAGAGACAAUCGAGUUGCACUGAACGCUAGCCAUCUUGACAGUAGUACGUGAAUUGAUUGACGCUGCUACCCGCUCUUUUCUUAGAUACGCUCAUGGUUACAUUAUGUAUGACGAAAGCGCUUAAUUGCAAGCCCUCCCGGAACCCAUAGUCAAUAAUGCUGCCUCAAUCUUUGAUGGGAACGAGCGUUCUGAUUCAGUAUAUAUAUCAAGAUAAUCCUGUAAGAACCUUAUCUAUAAUCUACAUUAUAUAUUUUAUUGGUUGUGAUUUGUAAGUUUCAUUUUAAUGGUCUUUUAUUUUAUUUCACUUUGUUUUAAGCAAAUGUCUUCCUCUUCAAGUUUUUGUUGCUGUUUUAUUACGUUAGGCUUUAAACUAGAGGCGAAAAAAAAAAUCUAGCCUGAUCGUAAUACUUUUAAUCACAUUAUCACUUUAUGGAUUCCUGUAAUACUUUUAAUGCAAUGUAAAGUGUUUUGACCUACUGUGCUGCUGUAUUUAUUCUGAAAACCAUUAUUGUAUUGAUUACAAAAAUGUCUGUA